Molecule: messenger RNA, 834 nt
Organism: Arachis duranensis
Lineage: Eukaryota; Viridiplantae; Streptophyta; Magnoliopsida; Fabales; Fabaceae
Exons: 2
Coding region: 1-834 (277 amino acids)
Source: RefSeq, a predicted model, not a curated record
AUGAGUCAAGACAUAACCGAAUUGAAAGCCUUUAAGGAAGAAGUAAAUUCUAACUUGCAAAACCAAGGAGCUGCCAUCCAGAAGCUAGAAAAUCAAAUUGGGUAUUUGUCUAAGCAAACCCCUGGGCCAAGCGUUUCUCAUGCUGCCAAGGCUAUUGCAAGGGAAGAAUGUAAAGCCAUAACACUCAGAAGUGGAAAGAAGCUAAGGGAGAUCUCAAAGGAAACCACAGAGGAUGAAGCAAAGGAAAAUGUGAGAGACAAGGAACAGGGACAAUCUUUUACACCGUCUGCAACAAAAGAAAAAGAAAAAGAAGUCCUGAAGCCUUAUACACCCAAAGCACCAUAUCCUCAACCUUUCAAAACACCAAUUGGAAUGUCUCCUUACCAACUAGUAUAUGGAAAGGCUUGCCAUUUGCCACUGGAGUUGGAGCACAAGGCAUUCUGGGCCUUGAAACUCUUAAACUUGGACAGCAAAGCUGCUGGAGAAAGAAGGAUGUUGCAAAUUCAAGAGUUGGAAGAAUUCAGAGCUGACGCUUAUGAGAAUGCCAAAAUUUACAAAGAAAGAGCAAAGAAGAAGCAUGACAGCAACAUAGCCCCAAGGAAAUUUGAAGAGGGACAAAAAGUAUUGCUCUGCAAUUCUAGGCUGAAGCUAUUCCCAGGGAAGCUAAAAUCAAGGUGGUUUGGACCAUUCCUUGUCACCAAGGUCUCCCAAUAUGGACAAGUAGAAAUCAUGGAAGAAAAGUCACAAAGAACCUUCACUGUGAAUGGUCAAAGACUCAAACAUUACUUGGGAGAUGUAGAGGAGAAGGACAAGGUUAAAUAUCACCUCAACUGA